This is a messenger RNA of Hydractinia symbiolongicarpus, 3544 nucleotides long. RefSeq lists its product as uncharacterized. The coding region runs from base 1687 to 3225 and encodes 512 amino acids. The transcript is spliced from 2 exons. NCBI's taxonomy places the organism in Eukaryota, Metazoa, Cnidaria, Hydrozoa, Anthoathecata, Hydractiniidae. The record is from RefSeq and is a predicted model, not a curated record.
AUAUUUUUUUUUAUCAACGCGAAGACCAAUAUUUAAAGGGAAUAUGUAGAGUUUUGUUAUGGUUUUAAACACGAAAAAGAAAAUUAUGCUUGGCUAAAUUUUUUGUUUAUUUUACCUUCAAAAUGAUCGUCAGGAAUUUCAUUUGUAUCCCUGCAACACAAGAUUUCACUGUACGACUUCAUCGCUUUACAGUGACCACCGCAUUGGCACCAGUUAUUAUUGCCGAUCCUUGAAACUUCAUCUUCUUCCUUACACUCUCGGAACUACACGUUCCUAAUUUAUUCAGUUCUUUCAAAGAAAAUUCUGGUUCAAAAUUGAAGGGUCUGAGAGUGGAUAAAUCAGGUAUGUCAUCGUUUUCAUCUCUGUUAGAACUUGAAUCGCUUCGAAUUUGAUCCAUUGCUUACAAAACUAACACUGUAUUUUCAAAGAAGUAAUUUGUUACAGAUUUGAAAAGAAAUAUAGCAGGAAAGAAGUAGAUUCUUCUAGCAAAUUGUGUAGUAGUGAGGGCUGCUAUGUUCUGAUAUAAAGCUUCGUGUGCACAUGUGUGUUAAAAGUGAUUUUUUGAUUUAAAGUUGUUCCUUAGGUCCCAAAUUACCAAAAAAAUAUGGGUGGCAAAAUUUUUUGUCCCAUCGGACCAAAUUAGAUGACGUCAUCACUUUUACAGUCAGCAAAAAAAUAAUUUCACAUUUAUAUGUCAUAUUAUAUAUCGUUGGAAAGAGGAGAUCGAGUGGAUCAAAAAAAAUGUAAAAACCAUGUCUUCAAAACGUAACGUUCGAAAGAUAUUACUAUUCAAACUUUGUACAAAUUACAGACCAGUAAUUUACUGACCCAGCACAAAAAUGACUAUAACCUGCUCAAUAGCGAAGUUUUUUUGUUGAAUUUUAGUAUGGUAUUGGGUCACCCUAAUGUCUUUCUGUUUGAUCAAAAUUUAUUGUUCAAAUCACUUCAAGGGAUAAUUUACAGACCAGUAAUUUACAGGCCAAAGCACAUGUUUAGUUGUUUACUUUAGUUUUGAAAAGCAAGUAGCGAAUUUCACUUAGACAUUUUGUAUGUAUUAGUAUCAGUAUAAUAACAAGUUUUGUUUUAUAAUUGUUCGAUUUCAUAGACAUAGACAUAGAAUUCGAAUGUUCUAUUUCUAGAAAACAUUCUAUUGUUCAAUUUCAUAGCUAGACUGUUUAAUUUCGAAGUGUUAGUGAAGUGUAAUGUGAAGUUUAUAGUAUAGACAUACAUGCAUAAUAAUAAAAUGAAUAGACCGAAUUAAAAUGGAUGUUAACUGUGUAAAAACAAUAAAUGUGCUGGAUUUUGGGAAAUGUAUAGUUUGUCAGAAAGAUACAUUAAAAAAGGUACCGCCUUACUUAAACAUUUUUUCCCAUUCCUGUUCUGAGUUCUGAGAGUUUUGAGAGAAAGAUUUUUGUUUGAUACUUUGACCAAGAUGUCGUAUUUUGUUUAGAAUGUUGGCAACCCAAAAGAGCAGUAUUUGAAAAAGUUAUUAUCAUGUCUGGAGGAAAGAGUUAGUUGUGGUGAUUCGAAGUAUCUAGAUUGUUGGGAAAAACUGAAGUCAUAUGAUAUUGUACAGCUUGUUGAAGGAAAGUCUUCAUACCAUUCUGAUUGUUACAAAAUGGCCACAAAUAAAACAGAGAUAGACAGGUUAAAGAAACGGCCAGUAUCAAAGAUCUUGGAAAAUCUAUGAAAAAGAGAGUAGGGGAUAAAGUUAUAGAACUCAAAGAGGAAAAAACGCUACUAUCAAGAUUUUUAAUCACUGCACGGAAACGUCCCGAGUCGGAUUUGGAGCACUGUAUUGGCAACUUUGAGUUUUCUGUUGUACCAAAGGCCUUGUUCAGUGCUGAUGGAAUUCCAUUGGCUUGUUUAGACAAAUCAAAAUUGAUUCACGGUAUAGAGGAAUUAGCCAGCAAAGAACAAACGACCAAUGGUUUAUCUGGAGAAGUCAAAACAAACAAAGUAAUCAUUAUAGAUGGAAUGGCUGUUGUGAAUCAAACACCAAAAACACCGGCAGUUAAAACAUGCAAGGAUUUCGCAUCAGCUUUCACAGAACGUGUACUACAAAUUUCAAGAGGAUGUGAUGAAAUACGAUUGGUAUUUGAUCGCUAUAUAGAAAACUCCUUGAAAGCACGGACAAGAAAGCAUCGUACAUCUGGUAAUGAAGUUCGAUACAAAGUGUCAGACAACACCAAUAUUUCAUCCAUUAGUCUCAAGCAAUUUCUUUCCCACAUUGAUACAAAGCAAGCUUUAACCAUCUACCUGGCAAAGAAAGUGAUGGAGGCUCUUUCAUCAUUGCAUAUUCGGUAUAUAGUGACUUAUGAUACUAAAAUGGAAUCAAAUUUUGUUGAUUGCAGAAUACACGACCACGAAGAAGCUGACACAGCACUUAUAUAUAAUGCUAUGGAUGGUGCACAACAAUCUCCUUUCACCAGUUGUAUUGUUUACUCUCCGGAUUCUGACGUGUUUCUACUGCUAAUUUACUACUAUGAGAUGUUACCAAUAAAUACCAUUUUUAGAACAGGGCGAGGUUCUACUCUACCUGAUAUUGAUAUUCGUAAUUGCUUUGAAGCCCUUGGUGCAGUACACGCGAAAGCUAUUCUUGGUUUUCAUACGUUCACAGGGUGUGACCAAACUGGGCGUUUCAACAAGAAAUCGAAGUCUGCUUGGCUGAAGAUUUUUUUACAGGCAGAUAAUGAGGUGGUUCUGGCAUUAUCGACACUUGGAGUACUUCCUAAUCUGGAAACACUGGAAAGCUUAGAACGUUUCGUGGUUUCAAUGUAUAAGGGGAAUAAAUGUCCUGCAGACGUGGUAUCACUAUCUCAAUUGCGUUGGCAUUUAUUCUCCAAAUUCCAGUGUGAUGCUGAUAUGUUGCCACCAACAUUAGCUGCAUUGAAGUACAAAAUAUUCAGGUGUCACUUCAUUUCAAUGGUUUUACGAAGCUCGCAUAUCCUCAUUCAACAACUUCCGAAUGCAAUCAAUUAUGGUUGGGAUACAGAUGAAGUCGGUAACUUAUCCCCCAUAAUGACUGAUGAACUUCCUGCACCGUUGGCACUCAUCGAGUUAAGUUCUUGUAACUGCAAAACAAGUUGCAUAUCCAACCGAUGUAAAUGCCGUAAAAAUGGUUUUUUGUGCACUGACAUGUGUAAAUGUACGACGUGUCAAAACAGUGGUGGCGCAAGCGAUGAAUCCGAGUCAGAUGAAUAUAGUUCUAGUGAUGAUGAGUGAAUGAAACAUUGUACAAGCAUUGCUGAAGUUGUUUUUUGUCAUUAUUUUCAGCAAUUUUUUUAACUUUGUGAAAUUGCCAGAAAGAAAGUAAACAACUAAACACGUGCUUUGGUCUGUAAAUUACUGGUCUGUAAAUUAUCCCUUGAAGUGAUUUGAACAAUAAAUUUUGAUCAAACAGAAAGACAUUAGGGUGACCCAAUACCAUACUAAAAUUCAACAAAAAAACUUCGCUAUUGAGCAGGUUAUAGUCAUUUUUGUGCUGGGUCAGUAAAUUACCGGUCUGUAAUUUGUACAAAGUUUAAAUAGUAAUAUCAUUCGA